This is a messenger RNA of Panicum hallii, 1101 nucleotides long. RefSeq names its product fibrous sheath CABYR-binding protein-like. Bases 1 to 1101 code for a protein of 366 amino acids. The record is from RefSeq and is a predicted model, not a curated record. The transcript is spliced from 3 exons. NCBI's taxonomy places the organism in Eukaryota, Viridiplantae, Streptophyta, Magnoliopsida, Poales, Poaceae.
AUGCUAACAGCCGGAGAGGAGACCGGAGGAGGCACGACAGCCUCCUCCGAGGCAGCAGGCUCCUCCACCACCGCCGCUGACAUGGUGUCCGACGACGCCACCACCACCAACCGAGCCCAGGCCGCAGACCCCACCACCGCCGCCAGAAGCACCGGCGGCCGGGGACACCCGCCAAAGGUCCGGGGGGUCCUCGGCAGGGAGGAAAGUCCCCCCAGCCGCUCGGGGCCCCAAUCUGCAGAGGCACCACUCGGGGGAUCCGGCCCCCAGCCAGCGCCGGAAUCUUCGGCGUCGGCUCCAGAAGGGCCCCCGUCCGAGACAGCUCCAGAAGCCACCGGACCUAGGGGUCCGGAGCCAGAGGCCACCACACCGCCACGACCCGAAGCCGCCCGCCAAGAGGAGGACGCCAGGCCCGCAGCGGCGAUCGAGGCGCCUGCAGCCGCGCCGGGCGCCGAGGUCGGGCCCUCUCCAGCUGAGCCAGCAGCAGAGAGGGCCGCUGCCGCGGUAGAGGCUGUAGCGCCAGAGGCAGCGGAGGCGGCGGGGACAGCGGCACCGGAGGCAGCUGAGGUUACCAGCGCCGCCGUCCCACCAGCGGAGGAGGAAGAACCGGAGCUGCAGGAGGCACGCAACCGGGAGGUGGCAGCGCUCCAGCAGGAGAAGGCGGCCACACGGCGGGAAGUGGUAGCCCUUGAGCGGCAGAUCGCGGCGGAGGAAAAGAUGCUGGCGGCGUCCGAGAAGGAGCAGGCCGCCCUGGAGCUGGCCAACCAGGCCAAGAAGGCGGCGGCAGUGGCCGACGCGCACGAGGCCUUCCUCGCGGAGCUGGCGGCAUCCCGCGAAGCAGAGGUGGCGGCCCGGCUCCAAGAACUCCAGGAGCGGGGAAAGGCCAUAGAGGAGGAGCUGGCAGCCAGGACACAGAGGCUCCAGGAGUGGGAAGUGGCCCUCCGGGAGAGGGAGGCCAAGGUGGAGGAGCUCCUGGCGGAGUGGAGCGCCAGCGUCGACCGGAUCACAAGUUGGGUCGGCGCGGUGAACCCUGUGCUAGAAGCGCUGGGACCCAACCCUAUCCGGGUAUCGGGGGCCUCUUCUCCACUUGGCGCUGCCCUCUAG